Acanthosepion pharaonis is the source of this 963-nucleotide messenger RNA. NCBI's taxonomy places the organism in Eukaryota, Metazoa, Mollusca, Cephalopoda, Sepiida, Sepiidae. The record is from the annotation of a GenBank genome assembly.
AUGUAUCUAUUGAAACUGCUUAUUCAUAUCUAUCUAUAUAGUCUCUUCAUAUCUAUCUAUCUAUCUAUCUAUCUAUCUAUCUAUCUAUCUAUCCACUUUAUUCAUAUCUAUCUGUCGUUGAGGACAUCAUCUCUUCAUAUCUAUCUAUCUAUCUAUCUAUCUAUCUAUCUAUCUAUCUAUCUGUCAAAUAGAUUCAAAAUGAGUCCGGACACUUCCAAUACUUAUCCGCAACUGAGUCAAAAGGGCGCGGGCCAUAGACUCGAUAAAUAUCUAUCUAUCUAUCUAUCUAUCUAUCUAUCUAUCUAUCUAUCUCAUAUUAGAUUAUUAAGAAUUACGUCUGUUACCUUUAUUUUUAAAUUGUUUCAGUUUUACAAUCUUUCUUUCUUUCUUUCUUUCUUUCUUUCUUUCUUUCUUUCUUGUUAUGUCUUUUCUUUCUUUCUUUCACUUUUGACAUCAACAGUUCUUUCUUUCUUUUUCUUCAACUUUGUUUUCUUUUUUCCUUCUUUUUUUCUUUCUUUCUUUCUUUCGUGUUAUGUCUUUUCUUUCUUUCUGUCUGUAUCUUUCUUCUGUUUCUUUUCUUUCUUUCUUUCUUUCACUUUUGACAUCAAAAGUUCUUUCUCUCUUUUUCUUCAACUUUGUUUCCUUUCUUUUUUCCCUUCUUUUUUUCUUUCUUUCUUUCAUUCUUUCUUUCUUUCUUUUUUGUUGGCUGGCUUCACUGCUUUCUUUCUUUCUUUCUUUCUUUCUUUCUUUCUUUCUUACCUAAUCUGUCUUCUGUCUUACCUAAUCUUUCUUUCUUUCUUUCUUUCUUUCUUUCUUUCUUUCUUUCUUUCUUUCUUACCUAAUCUCUCUUCUUUCUUACCUAAUCUCUCUUCUUUCUUUCUUUCUUUCUUUCUUUCUUUCUUACCUAAUCUGUCUUCUUUCUUACCUAAUCUUUCUUUCUUUCUUUCUUUCUUUCUUACCUAA